This is a messenger RNA of Dissoconium aciculare CBS 342.82, 1707 nucleotides long. RefSeq lists its product as uncharacterized. The coding region runs from base 351 to 1376 and encodes 341 amino acids. The record is from RefSeq and is a predicted model, not a curated record. Gene Ontology annotation, biological process: anaphase-promoting complex-dependent catabolic process. Gene Ontology annotation, cellular component: anaphase-promoting complex. The transcript has a single exon. NCBI's taxonomy places the organism in Eukaryota, Fungi, Ascomycota, Dothideomycetes, Mycosphaerellales, Dissoconiaceae.
UUGUGUACUGCGUGUUAUCAGAGUAAUCAAUAAUAACACCCUCCGAAUAAUUAGGAGGGGACGCGGAGCCGGUCUUGAUGCUAGUAAGCUGUCCCGUAAAUGUUCAAUUUCUGGGCUCCUAUAUCAACAUCCAUCCCGAUGAAUAUAAUUCCAGACGAUUACCGACACAACGACAUUGUCGCGGAUAAGAGCGAAGCUUUGGCAUGGUGGUGACUGCCUCGUCGUUCGCGUCGCCGGUGUAUCAAUGACGUGACAACGCCAUCUGCGCGUACUUCUCGCGCGCGAACCCUCGAAUAACAUCGAACUCGUCAUCUCAUACGGCUGGUCGUGCUACGCAUGCAUAUCAGAAGAUGCUGUCUCUACCUUUGAUCCCACCACAAGACGACCAGUCGUCAUGGAUGCGAUCGAAUCCUCGUCGCCGCUCAGACUCUCCGCCCGCCAAUCGUCAACAAGGCCACCAACAAUCACAUCGACAGCGGCAGUUGCGCGAUGAGGAGAAGCGACUCUUCAAUGCGCGAAGUCCCUUGGCCAUGCUCGCCGCCGACGAGACGGCCAUCGCACAGCGCAAGGCAUCGGUGCGCAAUUUCGGCGCGUUCUGGAUCCGUCCUCCCGGCGUACCCAAAACCCUGCAGGCUAUGAACGAGGAAGAAGCCGAGCGUUUGGAACAGGCGGAGAUCGAGAGGCAAGAGCGUGGUCUGGCGGACAUGCAAGCGCAACAACAGCUCGAAGAAGCCCGACAGCAGGCGGCUGAGACGGAAGCCCAAGAGGCUGCGGGCGAAGUCGAGGAGGAGCGCGACCUGGACGACGACGUCCCCGAAGCGGAGGCCAACACCACGGACUUUACCUUCAACGAAGACAGCAUGAUGGAAGGCAGCCACGUGGAUUCCGACGAGGAGAACGAUGAACGCUACGCAGAGAUGGAGGCACAGGAACUGACCGGCGCCGCCCGCGACGAAGAGGAUCUCGGCAUGGACGAGGAGCGAAACCUCGACGACUCCAUCCCCGAGGCGGGCAGCUACCAACACACCGACACCGAGGUCGAGGACACGGAUUCGGAUUCGGAGCUGCAGAACUCGCUGGUGGAGCAGAUCGUCCGGCGUCCGGCGGCAGCCGACGCGGCGGCGGCCACCCCGGUCGAUCGAAGUUUGAUCGACGCGCAGACCGCGCCUGCGCUCAUCGCGAGGAUGCGCGCGCAGAUGGAAGCGUCCGACAUCCUCGCCAGCAGCAGUCCGCGGGAAUUGCGGCUCUCGAUGAGUUCGGGCCUGCAGGACAGUUCGCUUCUGUUGCAGAGUAGCCCGAUGAUGCUUCGGGGGAACGCUGCCGGACGUGGACGAGGCCGAGGGGGAGGGGGAGGGAACCGACGACGUGAGAUGUAGUGUGACCGCCCUGUAAAUGAAUUGAUGAAGCCCUGUACCUCUCUCGGAUGUCUCAAUGGUCAUGCAUUCUGCAAUUACUUGACGGCGUAUAGUGAGAUCUCAAGCACGAAGUUCCAGUUUCAACAUCAUUGAUAAGCUGGUGGCAAAGUUAAUGUUGCGCGGUGCAUUGGUUGGAGAACUUGCGCAGAAGGAUUCCAACAACAUGAGCGGGCUUGCGGCCGCAUGAACAGCAAAGCAUGCUAGCAUGAUCUCGAACCCGCAGGCCGUGGUCCUUAUUUCACGCGUUGGGCCAAUGGAAUCCCCCCUGCCCUCGAGUCAUAUACUUCUCCCG